Fonsecaea nubica is the source of this 549-nucleotide messenger RNA. RefSeq lists its product as hypothetical. The transcript is spliced from 3 exons. Lineage: Eukaryota; Fungi; Ascomycota; Eurotiomycetes; Chaetothyriales; Herpotrichiellaceae. The coding region runs from base 1 to 549 and encodes 182 amino acids. The record is from RefSeq and is a predicted model, not a curated record.
AUGGCCGCGAAACCCAUCAAAGAUGUCGUCGCGGUUGGAAAGAAAUAUACCCAGCAAAGCGUCGGCAUCUGGGAAACGCUCCGCAAACUCCUGGUCGUCGAUCCCAACCGCAGCAACGGCGUCCCCGUAAAACAUUUCCGCAACCCGACUCCCGGGGGUCUCGAUCCCAAGUCGUACGACGACGCUGUCACCACCCCAGCCGCCGACAUCGCAGACAAUCCGUAUUGGAAGAGGGAUGUAAGGAGGGCAUAUCCAACACUAAGCACGGUCACACAGGGCGAUGUGGUGGGGCUGUUGACAUUGGGAAGUGCGGCGAACCCGAGUCCGAAGUUGUUGGCUGGCGAGGAGGGCAGCAAGCAGUUGGUGGCCGCGAAGCAGGAAGGGGAGAAAGGAUUAGCGACAUAUUUCGAGCAAGAAAAGGCCGCGGCGGUGUUGGGAGAGAAUGGGCUGCCCCCAAAGCCGGUGGCAUUUGGAUACAAGAAAGACGUCAAGUAUGAGAUCGGACCGACAAGUUAUGGAGACGAGUAUCCCUGCCGGAGCUUUGUCUAG